This is a messenger RNA of Manduca sexta (tobacco hornworm), 5094 nucleotides long. It is a transcript of the gene rk, whose product is annotated as follicle-stimulating hormone receptor. Gene Ontology annotation, molecular function: protein-hormone receptor activity; G protein-coupled receptor activity; protein binding. The transcript is spliced from 17 exons. The coding region runs from base 398 to 3802 and encodes 1134 amino acids. Gene Ontology annotation, cellular component: membrane. Gene Ontology annotation, biological process: G protein-coupled receptor signaling pathway. NCBI's taxonomy places the organism in Eukaryota, Metazoa, Arthropoda, Insecta, Lepidoptera, Sphingidae. The record is from RefSeq and is a predicted model, not a curated record.
GUGGUGGCGGCGCGAGACAGGGAGGCGCCGCGAGAAGGGUCGUGGAGCGCGGCACGGCGCCACUCGCGUCACGCGGCCCACGGCGCGGCGCGAGCGGAGCGGCGGCGGCAGUCACUCGCGAGCUCCGCACCGAGUCGCACGUCUGUCGUUCGCCGCGACCGAGUGUGCGCCGACGAUCGUCCGCCGCCGUCGGCAUCUGUCGCUUGUUGUCGUCCAGUGUGGCGAGAGUGCGUCACCUCGCAUCAGCCGGUGUCGGCGAGUGUGUGUAUACUGUGGAAGUGCAUUGUUUGGUUGGUGGUGUGAAGCCGGUGGUGCGGGACGGUGCUGUGUGAUGGUCCGCGUUGCGAUGCGGCCGCCGCUGUGGCGCAGCGUUCGCGGCAGGUGAAGUCGGGCGCGGAUGGGGCGCGCGGCGCUGGCGCUGCUGGCGGCCGCGGCAUUGGCGGUGGCAGCGGCGGCUGGCUGUGGCGGCGGCGUACCGGGCUGCACGUGCAGCGAUGGUGGAGCGCAGCUCGAGUGCCGCGCCGCCGGUCUGCGCCGCCUGCCGCCGCUGCACGACCAUCUGCUCUACCUAGACGUGUCCAACAACAACAUCAGCUCGUUGCCGCGCGACGCGCUGCGCCCCGCCGCCGCCCUGCGCGACCUGAACCUGUCCUCGAAUCGGCUGGAGUGGGUGCCGCGCGGUGCGCUGAGCGGCGCGGCGCUGGCGCGGCUGUGGCUGGACCGCUGCGCGCUGCGCCGCCUGCCCGCGCAUGCGCUCGCCGACCUGCGACAUCUCCACUACUUGUCGGCCGAGGACAAUCUGAUCGCAGAGGUGGAGGGCGAGGAGCUGGCGGGCGCGCGGGCGCUGCGCACGCUGCGGCUCGCACGCAAUCUGCUGCGCGCCGUACCUGCGCGCGCGCUCGCACCGCUCGACCAUCUGCAGACACUGAACCUGGCGGGCAACCUGAUCACGGAGCUGACGGAGUGGUCGCUGCCGCCGCUGCCCGCGCUGCACACGCUGGUGCUGAAGCGGAACCGGAUCGCGCACGUCGAGGACCGCGCCUUCGUCAACACGCCCAACCUGCGAGUGCUUAGACUGGAGGAGAACCUGCUGACGCAGCUGCCGCCUGCCGUGCAGCUGCUGCCUUCGCUCGAGGAUCUGUCGGUGGCGAGCAACCGGGUGGAACAGGUGGAGUCAGGCGUGCUGCAGCCGUGCCGGCGUCUCACGCGGCUGGAGUUGCGCGCUAACCCGCUCACGAACGUGCACCCGCGUGCGCUUACACACCUGCCGCAUCUCAGCACGCUAAUAUUGUCGGAGGCGCGGGGGCUGCGCUCGCUGCCGUCGCUGAACGGGUCAGUGCGCGUGCGCACACUUCGCGUGGAUCGCGCGCGCCUCGCGCGGCUUCCGCCUGACUUGUGUCUGCACACGCCGCAACUACGAUCACUGGAAGUGAAGUGGAACCAUCUGGACCGCGUGCCUGACCUGCACGCCUGCUCCGAGCUGCGGCUGCUUGACCUAUCCGGCAACGAAAUUACGUCGUUGAGCGGCGCAGCGCUGCGCGGACUGGACCGACUGCGCGACUUGCUUCUGGCGCGAAACCGCCUGCGCCGCCUUACAGCCGACGCGUUCCUGCAUACCCCCGACUUGCAGAUGUUGAACCUGGAGGAGAACCAGAUCGAGCACAUCGACAUGGAGACGUUCGUGCCCAUCUCCAAGCUCGAGGAUCUGAACUUGGGCAACAACGUGUUCCCGUGGUUGCCGGCGAGCGGGCUGCAGCGCCUGCUGCAUCUCAAGGCGCACAACAACCUCCACCUGCGACACUUCCACCCGCCGGAGCUCUUCCCGCGGAUACAGACGCUGGUGUUGUCGUAUGCGUACCACUGCUGCGAGUUCCUGCCGCUAAUGGAGGGCGUGAGCGGCGGCGGGGGCGGCGGGGGCGGCGGCGCGGAGGCGGAGAGCGCGGACGACGAGGGGCCCACCGACCUGGUCAUAGUGCCGCCGCAGCACGUGGACGCCGCCGCCUGGGCCAACGCCACCGACGUCUGGGCGCACCUGAACGUGUCAGCGCUGGGCGGCAGCCGCUGGCAGGCGAUGUUGGAGAGCUGGGGUGCUGGAGGCACGGGGGGCACCUCCGCCGCCGACGACGAGCUGUGGCACGCCACCGACCUGCGCGUCGAGCCUCCGCGGCGCGUGCAGUGUCUGCCGCUGCCAGGUCCGUUCCUUCCGUGCGUGGACCUGUUCGACUGGUGGACGCUGCGGUGCGGCGUGUGGGCUGUGUUCCUGCUGGCGCUGCUUGGCAACGGCACCGUCGUGUUCGUACUGGUGUGCAGCCGCAGCCGCAUUGACGUUCCGCGCUUCCUCGUCACCAACCUCGCCGCUGCUGACUUCUUCAUGGGCAUCUAUCUGGGGUUCCUGGCAGUGGUAGACGCGGGCACGCUGGGCGAGUUUCGCGCACACGCAAUCGCGUGGCAGAUGUCGGGUGGCUGCCGGCUGGCGGGCUUCCUGGGCGUGCUCUCGUCGGAGCUGUCCGUGUACACGCUCGCCGUCAUCACACUGGAGCGCAACUACGCGAUCACGCACGCCAUGCACCUCAACAAGCGGCUGUCGCUGCGGCACGCCGCGUUCGUCAUGGCGGCCGGCUGGGCGUUCUCGCUGACAGCGGCCGCGCUGCCGCUCCUCGGCGUGUCCGACUACCGCAAGUUCGCAGUGUGUCUGCCCUUCGAGACAAGCACGCCGGUCGCGCUUGGCUACGUGGUGACGCUGCUCGCCAUCAACGGCGUCGCAUUCCUCGUGCUGCUCGGCUGCUACCUCAAGAUGUACUGCGCCAUCCGUGGCUCGCAAGCCUGGAAUUCUAACGACUCGCGUAUCGCGAAACGCAUGGCGCUGCUCGUCUUUACUGACUUCCUCUGCUGGUCGCCGAUAGCUUUCUUCGCUUUAACGGCCGCCUUCGGCGCGCAGCUGGUUUCCCUCGAAGAGGCGAAGGUGUUCACCGUGUUCGUGUUGCCGCUCAACUCGUGCUGCAAUCCAUUUCUUUACGCUAUACUCACGAAGCAAUUCAAAAAGGACUGCGCGCUCGUAUGCAAGGCUAUAGAGGAGUCGCGAGUCACGCGAGGCAUCGGCCGCUGUCGGCACUCAUCCAAUUUUAGUAACAGACAAACGCCCGCGAACACGAACAGUCUCGCGGAGCGGUCCUCCCGCGGUCAGCACGGCGCUGCUUGCGCGUGCCGCCGCCUACUGCCGGCCGGGGGCGGCGGCGGCACCGUCGGCACGGGCGCGGCCGACGGACCCGCGCGGGAGCCCGCCAGUGGGGAGCGACUACUGCGUUGGUUGCGCGCAUGCGGCCGCCGCUCGACGCCGGCCCCCGCGCCCGCGCCUCGCCAGCCCGCGGCGGCGCCGGCGCGCGCCGGUUCCGUAUCAUCGUCGGUGGAGUUCUCGUCGUCGCGGUCGGACUCAUGGCGCACUUACGGCCGGCCCCCGCCACCGCCUCGCCGCGCUGCCUCGUGGCUAGUCGCGCGCAAAACAUCGCAGGACUCGAAUCUGUCGUCAUCGCGCAACGACUCGUCCGGGUCGAACGCGACCGCGUCGACGGGCACGUGGCGCACGUCGCGGUCCGGCGGCAGCGCGUCGGCGGCGCCGGGCGCGGGGGUGGCGGGCGCGGGGCCGGGGGCGGGCGCGGGCCGGCCUCGCCUCACGCGCCAGCCGGCCGUGUCCGCGGACGAGCCGCCGCUGUCGCCGCCGGCGCUACCGGCGCCGCGCCACCUGCACACGAUCCCCUCGGCGGCGGAGGCAGAGCUGCAGCAGGAGGAGCCGGAGUCGCGCUGAGGGAGGUGCCCGCCCCCCACGCAAUCCAUUCCUCGCGCCACCCGAUCUAGCCCCCGCCGACGUCGCAAUCCGAAGGAGUGUCUUAUAGAGCCGUCCAUUAGAAUGCAUUCGCCGUCAGUACACGACGAUUCUGUUUCUCUCUCCGCAUGGUUUAGGUGGCCGGCGACUACAUUCGUCCGCAAUUGCCCGCUCACUGCUGCCGUUCGUUACGUUUGAGCGUCAAAUGUUGCGAGUACUUCGGGUACCUUUAUUGACAAAUAAAUUAACAACUAAGUAAUAUAAUAUUGUACAGUAUUAACACGUCCAUGACGUCGGCACGCGUCGGUCACGUGGGUCAUGUAAAUGAAGUAUUAUGAAAAAUAAUUAUUUAUUUAGGAAAAAUUUAUAACGUUAAUCUAUAAUUAAAAACAUAAUAUAACAAACGACAUGAUGUAUACUAGCGCGGCUCAGCCGACUGCGCGGAUGUAGUGUACAAUGACACCGACACUAGGUGAGCUAGCGAACUAGCUAAUUGUAAGUGUAGUACUAGGUCGUUUCGUAGUAUACGUUGGUAGGUUUUGUAUGUGGACAAAGGUCCUAGACUCGUAGUGGAAGCCAGAGACGGCUUCAGAGUGCCAAUUAUAAUGCGUAUAAGUUAGUAAAAUAAUGUUCUCGCGAGCAUUUCUAGUUCUGACGCGACGCCCGAGUGACCAGCUCCAAGCUUAGAGCAGUGACAAUACACGAUGCAGGACAUAUUAUUAUGCCGUCAAAUACAUGUGAUGGCAUCACGUGCAGUAAAUGACUCUGCUAAAUACAAUUGCAAGCCUUCUCGGCUAGCAUCGUGUAGGUAUCCGGCGCAUGUAGAGUCAACCAAAACAAUUACGCCUGGCCUUAGUCUUUGUGUAGGGCACACGCCACACACGGGUAUCAAGAUCAACAAGACAGUGUGCAACGUCGGACGAACCGGGAUAGUUUUGCAACAAACACGUUACAAUUGUCAGGGGUGUAUGUGGCGGGCGACAUAAAAUGAAUACUAUUAUACGUCUGUGGAUAAUACUUAUAAACAGUAUAAUAUAUACCUAUAAAGAGCUCGUGCGUGCGCGCCACUCGCCGCGACGAAUCAAACAAUGCUCACGGGGCGCACCGGCGUCUUUGUUUGUUAAAUAUUUGUAAUAAUUUUAUAUUCUAUUUGUACCUUAGUCUUAAGUGUACAUACACAUGUCUAUUUAUUGAAGUGCCCGAGUGUAGAGUGGAUGAGAGUGCUAUUUAUUUUAUAUUACUGUAUCCUUAAUUAAACGAAACAAUUCAACGAU